AUGAACACAUCUGCUGCUAUUUCCAAAAUCUUCUGGCCAUCACACUUGUGCUCACGCUAUCUUAGGACUGGAUUUAUCAUUGGAUGGAAUGUCAGAAGUUUUACAGCAUGUAUUGCAACUGUUGUUUCAGAUAUAGAUCUUAACCCCUUAGUUUCUGCACUCGGGUCCCUAACUGCUGAUCCUCAAAUUACAGCACUCAACAAAGCAUGUGGUGUCAAUCCUGUCGUUUUGGGCGUGGUCAUUGUCCCUUUUGCGGACGGUGUGGACGCAAAGACAGUAGCAGACAGCAACACCAGACUCCUUACCUCGCGAUCCUUAUUAGAACACAAACAAACAGCAAAUUUAUGGCUCACAAUUGAAAUCAAACCAACGUACAUACCAUCACUCGAAUCCUUACACUGCUGUGGCUUUCGCUAUACCAAUCUUAGUUCAGAAAUAAUUUUCUAUAAACAACCAGACCCACGGAGCUACCAGUUCUUAUCACUCGACCCGCUUAUACUCGAUAUCUCAAAAAUCAACGCAUCGGGUGCUUUAUUUGAUGCCGCGCUGAGCCCCAAGGCAGCUCAGGGUCGAACGAAGUCGGCAAAGAACCACUCCAGACCAUUCAUGUCAUCAAUGGGGAGAACAGUGACAGACGAUAUGAAUGUUACUUUGCAGCAGAUCAAUUCGUCGUACGAGAUGGAGCAGGCGGUGCAUGCCAAGGCCAAAAACCUACUUCGGCGACGAGCUAGGAGUCGGAGCAUGUCAGAAGCUGUUCGUGAAUCGGCUGUGGAUUUAACUAUCAAGGUCCGGUCCAAGCUCACAGUUGCAGUGACAACAUUGUGGCCCAUGAUCCAGCCAUUUACUAUCCGCCCCCUCAUGGUAAUAUUACUUAUAUUGAGAGCACUAGUAGAAGUUAGUCUCUGGGUCUUGAACUUGAGGUUUCCUUCCUGGGUAUUUAAUGGGAUCGCAGUCAAGGAUAUGACAACAACAGGACAGCAAAUCGACCUUCGGCUACAGCAGGCGUGCUUUUGGCCAUGGCAAUACUUUAUGGCAAAGAAAAAAGCUUGGACCAAUACCUCAAUUACCAGGGCUCAGUACAUUAGCUUUUAUAACAGCAUGUGGCUCGUCGCGAACGAUAUUAUCAUAGGAGUGGCUCUUGGCUCGUUUCUGAUUAGCAACAACAAAUACAUGGGAGAAGUAUUGCAGCGUUAUGUUAAGGAUUAUACUAUUGACUCUAUUUCAGCAGUUUUGGAAUGGCUUACCUCUGAAAAUGAAUACCCUGCCGGACUCAAAUUGAAUCCGGAACUCAAUCCCUUUCUAGGGCAACUCUUCAAAUGGCUUAUUGAGAUAUGGGCAGACUUCAUCAUCUCUCUUCAGCCUAUGGUCCCUGUAGUUAUCAAUAUGAUCGGUCUGUCUGGAGCAUUUGGUGCUACUAUGUCUCUUUCGCUCAUAUCUGAUCUCUUGGCAUUUACAACUAUCCAUAUCUACUGGUUUUAUAUGGUUGCUGCGCGCAUCUUUCAUUGGCAGCUAACGAUCCUAUACUCUUUGUUCAAUCUCUUCCGAGGCAAAAAGAGAAAUACACUUCGCCACCGAAUUGAUUCUUGCGACUAUGAUCUAGACCAGCUCUUACUUGGCACCAUCCUCUUUACAUUACUAACCUUUCUCUUUCCAACGAUUGUUGUUUACUAUUUGACGUUUGCGUUGAGUCGAGUUAUGGUCAUUUGCAUGCAAGCAACUAUGGAGACAGUUUUAGCUUGUUUGAAUCAUUUCCCAUUAUUUGCAAUUAUGCUUCGGCUUAAAGAUCCAGAUCGUUUACCUGGUGGGUUAAGACUGGAGGUGUGCCCCGAGAGGUUCUUCUUUGACAGAGCAACGCCGCUUAGAUGGGUUGUCAGUUCUUUUAGAUCUGUAUCUGUCGACAGUCCACAUCAGCAUCAAAACCAAAACCAGCAACAACACCAGCGGCGACAGCCUCUGGCACAGCACCAUCAAUAUCAGCAUCAACAGCAGCACCAACAGCAAUAUAACUCACUGGGCAGAAACAAUAUGGGGAUGAGUGGAUCUAGUCAACAUCGACAGCGACACUCCAAUCUUUAUUUUGAGCAGCCUCCUUCAUUCAGUCACCAUAUACAAUCACUAAGACAGCAACAUUUAGAACCGUACAAUGGAUUCUCAGAGUCCACCUCGACAGAGAUGCCGAUGGAGCAAGAAAAGAUACCUCGAUCUGUCAGUUACCUACUUCUAUCCAACUCCCCGCUACCAGCAUCGGCAAUUUUCUUUCAAUAUUCUGUCCUGUGGAAACGACUUUCCUCUCAUUAUUUCACGCUUCAUGUCCUAAAGUGUCUCCUAUCUGGCGAAACCAUUCGCUCUAUCCCGAGACUGCAAUACCCAAUGUUGCCAGAUACCCGAAGCCGAUUCACGCUUUAUGGUAUCAAACCUACUCUUGCACGGUUCUGGGCCUUUUGUGAAGAAAUAUUAAUGGAUCAAGGAGCCCUUAAGAAUAUGUAG
Molecule: messenger RNA, 2487 nt
Organism: Lobosporangium transversale
Lineage: Eukaryota; Fungi; Mortierellomycota; Mortierellomycetes; Mortierellales; Mortierellaceae
Product: N-acetylglucosaminyl transferase component-domain-containing protein
Exons: 8
Coding region: 1-2487 (828 amino acids)
Biological process (GO): GPI anchor biosynthetic process
Cellular component (GO): endoplasmic reticulum; membrane
Source: RefSeq, a predicted model, not a curated record